AUGUCUCCCGUGUCUGGUCACUGGCCCCUCGUUGCCGCCAAUCCAUUUGUCGAGAGGGAAGAGCUUUCGGGGACCCUUGGCGCUAGUCCCGGGUCUCCUCUCUUGUGCUCUCUCUCUCUCUCCUCGCCGCUUCACCUCAGUUCUCUCCUCUUACUCGACGAGUCGCCUGCCUUUUUUUUUUCCCCCCGCGCGGCGGCGGGCCAAAACGAACGAGAGAAAGAGAGAAGGGGAAGGGAUGAGCCCAUGAUUGGUGUCCGGGCUUCGGUUGGCCCCUCUCCGCAAUCAACGCUCAUGGGGACCUUGGAUUGGGUUGAUCCUGGUUACACAAACCUGCGCGCGAGCGAGAGCCAAAGGGGGUGGCAUCCAAACCACGACGCCAAAAGAGAGCCAGAAUCGGAAGAUGACUCGACGAGGUUGAAGGAAUAUGGAAAAUUCACUCGUGACGACGAGACAAACCAAGCGGAGGCCGCGAGCGUGCAUAACACACAUGCAGGCCAGGCGAGGUCGGAGCGCAGCAAUGAGAUGUCAGACUCCAAGUGUCUUUGCGUCCGUUGGGAACAUACCACCAUUGAUGAGGUCCCUGAAUGCCUCGUAGCCCAGAUAGGUGCCUUGGCUCAAGAUCCAAGUUCCUUGCCCGGGCGGCCAGUAGGCCGGUUGGCGGAGAAAGGAGUUGCCUGCCUGCCUUCUAACAGUAGGCACCGGCCGUUGAUGGGGCCGAGGGGUAGACGGGGCACGGUGAACAAGCCAGCUGAAGGGAGAUAA
Messenger RNA from Colletotrichum costaricense, 762 nucleotides. RefSeq lists its product as uncharacterized. The coding region runs from base 1 to 762 and encodes 253 amino acids. The transcript is spliced from 5 exons. The record is from RefSeq and is a predicted model, not a curated record. NCBI's taxonomy places the organism in Eukaryota, Fungi, Ascomycota, Sordariomycetes, Glomerellales, Glomerellaceae.